CUCGGCUCGGCCCAACCUCUCCGCUCCCGCCUCGGCCCCUGCCUCUGGGAGGGGUUCCUCCCCCCUUCCACUUUGCACCAGUCCGAGGGAAUUUGCGGUCGGUGACGCGCAUCCUUAAGAGAGCCACCUGCAGCGCGGGGCGCGCCGCUCCAGGCGGCAUCGCAGGGCUGGGCCGGCGCGGCCUGGGGACCCCGGGCUCCGGAGGCCAUGCCGGCGUUGGCGCGCGGCGGCGGCCGGCUGCCGCUGCUCGUUGUUUUUUCUGCAAUGAUAUUUGGGACUAUUACAAAUCAAGAUCUGCCUGUGAUCAAGUGUGUUUUAAUCAAUCAUAAGAACAAUGAUUCAUCAGUGGGGAAGUCAUCAUCAUAUCCCAUGGUGUCAGAAUCCCCAGAAGACCUCGGGUGUGCAUUGAGACCCCAGAGCGCAGGGACAGUGUACGAAGCCGCCACGGUGGAAGUGGAUGUAUCUGCUUCCAUCACAUUGCAAGUGCUGGUCGACACCCCAGGGAACAUUUCCUGUCUCUGGGUCUUUAAGCACAGCUCCCUGAAUUGUCAGCCACAUUUUGAUGUACAAAAUAGAGGAGUUGUUUCCAUGGUCAUUUUGAAAAUGACAGAAACCCAAGCUGGAGAAUACCUACUUUUUAUUCAGAGUGAAGCUACCAAUUACACAAUAUUGUUUACAGUGAGUAUAAGAAAUACCCUGCUUUACACAUUAAGAAGACCUUACUUUAGAAAAAUGGAAAACCAGGACGCCCUGGUCUGCAUAUCUGAGAGCGUUCCAGAGCCGAUCGUGGAAUGGGUGCUUUGCGAGUCACAGGGGGAAAGUUGUAAAGAAGAAAGUCCAGCAGUUGUUAAAAAGGAGGAGAAAGUGCUUCAUGAAUUAUUUGGGACGGACAUAAGGUGCUGUGCCAGAAAUGAACUGGGCAGGGAAUGCACCAGGCUGUUCACAAUAGAUCUAAAUCAAACUCCUCAGACCACAUUGCCACAAUUAUUUCUUAAAGUGGGGGAACCCUUAUGGAUAAGGUGCAAAGCUGUUCAUGUGAACCAUGGAUUCGGGCUCACCUGGGAAUUAGAAAACAAGGCACUCGAGGAGGGCAGCUACUUUGAGAUGAGUACCUAUUCAACAAACAGAACUAUGAUACGGAUUCUGUUUGCUUUUGUAUCAUCAGUGGCAAGAAACGACACGGGAUACUACACUUGUUCCUCUUCAAAGCAUCCCAGUCAAUCCGCUUUGGUGACCAUCGUAGAAAAGGGAUUUAUAAAUGCUACCAAUUCCAGUGAAGAUUAUGAAAUUGACCAAUAUGAAGAGUUUUGUUUUUCCGUCAGGUUUAAAGCCUACCCACAAAUCAGAUGUACAUGGACCUUCUCUCGAAAAUCAUUUCCUUGUGAGCAAAAGGGUCUCGAUGACGGAUACAGCGUAUCCAAGUUUUGCAAUCAUAAGCACCAGCCAGGAGAAUAUAUAUUCCAUGCAGAAAAUGGUGAUGCCCAAUUUACCAAAAUGUUCACGCUGAAUAUAAGAAGGAAACCUCAAGUGCUCGCGGAAGCAUCAGCGAGUCAGGCGUCCUGUUCCUCGGAUGGAUACCCAUUACCAUCUUGGACCUGGAAGAAGUGUUCAGACAAGUCUCCCAACUGCACAGAAGAGAUCCCAGAAGGAGUCUGGAAUAGAAAGGCUAACAGAAAAGUGUUUGGACAGUGGGUGUCCAGCAGUACUCUAAACAUGAGUGAAGCCAUAAAAGGGUUCCUGGUCAAGUGCUGUGCAUACAAUUCCCUUGGCACAUCUUGUGAGACGAUCCUUUUAAACUCUCCAGGCCCCUUCCCUUUCAUCCAAGACAGCAUCUCAUUCUAUGCAACAAUUGGUGUUUGUCUCCUCUUCAUUGUCGUUUUAACCAUGCUGAUUUGUCACAAGUACAAAAAGCAAUUUAGGUAUGAAAGCCAGCUACAGAUGGUACAGGUGACCGGCUCCUCAGAUAAUGAGUACUUCUACGUUGAUUUCAGAGACUAUGACUAUGAUCUCAAAUGGGAGUUUCCAAGAGAAAAUUUAGAGUUUGGGAAGGUGCUAGGAUCAGGGGCUUUUGGAAAAGUGAUGAACGCAACAGCUUAUGGAAUUAGCAAAACAGGAGUCUCAAUCCAGGUUGCGGUCAAAAUGCUGAAAGAAAAAGCAGACAGCUCUGAAAGAGAGGCACUCAUGUCAGAACUCAAGAUGAUGACCCAGCUGGGAAGCCACGAGAAUAUUGUGAACCUGCUGGGGGCGUGCACGCUGUCAGGACCAAUUUACUUGAUUUUUGAAUAUUGUUGCUAUGGUGAUCUUCUCAACUAUCUAAGAAGUAAAAGAGAAAAAUUUCACAGGACUUGGACAGAGAUUUUCAAGGAACACAAUUUCAGUUUUUACCCCACUUUCCAAUCACAUCCAAAUUCCAGCAUGCCUGGUUCAAGAGACGUUCAGAUACACCCGGACUCGGAUCCAAUCUCAGGGCUUCAUGGGAAUUCAUUUCACUCUGAAGGUAAUAUUUUAUUCUAAGUAGUAGCACUUUAA
Cercocebus atys (sooty mangabey) is the source of this 2529-nucleotide messenger RNA. RefSeq names its product fms-related tyrosine kinase 3 (gene FLT3). Gene Ontology annotation, molecular function: ATP binding; transmembrane receptor protein tyrosine kinase activity. The transcript is spliced from 18 exons. The coding region runs from base 208 to 2514 and encodes 768 amino acids. NCBI's taxonomy places the organism in Eukaryota, Metazoa, Chordata, Mammalia, Primates, Cercopithecidae. Gene Ontology annotation, biological process: multicellular organism development; cytokine-mediated signaling pathway; positive regulation of kinase activity. The record is from RefSeq and is a predicted model, not a curated record. Gene Ontology annotation, cellular component: signaling receptor complex.